Messenger RNA from Octopus bimaculoides (California two-spot octopus), 1972 nucleotides. RefSeq names its product organic cation transporter protein. Gene Ontology annotation, cellular component: membrane. Gene Ontology annotation, biological process: transmembrane transport. Gene Ontology annotation, molecular function: transmembrane transporter activity. NCBI's taxonomy places the organism in Eukaryota, Metazoa, Mollusca, Cephalopoda, Octopoda, Octopodidae. The record is from RefSeq and is a predicted model, not a curated record.
AAAAUUCUAUGAAACGAACAAUAAUGGUAAUAACAGUACUUUGACAUGGAUGGAACUAUAUUUAGAAGAAUAUACAAGAGACCUCAUUGAACACAACUUACAUUUAUUAAUAUCGGAGACCUAAUUACAUAUUACACCGCGUCAACGGAACAGAAUCUCGUAUAUAUAUAUAAACAUAUGUAUAUAAUAACUUCUGAACUAUAUAUAUAAUAAUAGAAGGACAAAUAAGAAGGGUGAUCUAACUUCUUAUGGCGGAGGAAUAUUUUUAUGAGAGUUAUUCAACUUAGAAAACGCCCUUUUUACAAAGAAAUGCGCAGGCAAACAAAUAGCUUUUAUAUAAAUACUGUCAAUGUGUUUCAAAUGGAUUUCCAAGAGAAGAAGAAAAAUGGCUGACACUCUACAGAACCCAUUCUGAAAUAAUGGCAGAAAUCAACACCGAUGGAUAUGAAAAGAUUCUGGAACAAUGUGGGCAGUUUGGAUUCUACCAGAAACGAACCUAUUUCCUCAUAUGUGCAUUACAGGCUGUCUGUGUGUCGCUUUUAGCUUACUCCAGUUAUUCUUGUGACGGUAACGAACCUUGUCCGAUUUAUGCAGGUGGCGCAUCGGGGGCGACAACCCCAGCAAUGGCCGUACAUGUACUUCAGUCUACACAUUUCGACUAUGAAACCAAUAUGUCUGCUUAUAUAAAUAGUUCGAUGACUGCCUUUGAUACAACACAAAUAUCAACUCUGCAGCAAGUGUACAACGAGAAUUGUGUGAACAUUAUGGCUACUGAUGAUGGUUUGACGAUCGUACUACUCGGAGUAGCAGUCGGUGCUCUAAUUGGAGGGAUGCUGGCAGACAUUCUUGGCCGAAGACCUAUCAUGUUCAUCUCUAUGGCUCUGGCACUGAUCUUCCAAAUAUUAAUGGUUACAGUAAAAACAUGUCUCACCUUCGCCACGCUUCGAACACUGUGCGGAGUUUUCUCAGGUGGUUUUCUUGUAAUCAGCAUUGUGUUACCUCUGGAAGUUGUAGGUCGUCGAUGGAGAGAUUUCUGUGUCUGUUUGUGGAUUUGGGCUCUCGGAUUACCCAUCAUUUCAUUCGAGGCUGCCAUUGUGAACGGAUGGCGGAACAUUGCGCUCACCAGUGGCUUGGUAGGACUGCCCUUUCUAGGACUCUACUUUUUGGUUCCAGAAAGUUCUCGUUGGUUGACCAGUCUACAACAUUUUCAAAAAGCUGAAAACAGCAUCAAAGAAAUGAUAUCCUGUAAUACAAGAGCUGUACCGAAUGUUCUGGAAUUGUGUGAUGACACCCGUAUUUACGUGAUGAGUAUCUCCCACCCUCGUCGUCAUACUUAUCUGGAUCUCUUCCAUACAGUCACGGUGACCAAAUCUACAUCUGCCGUUUUAUACACGUGGUUUGUUGGUUGUUUUGUUUAUUGUAAUUUACUCCACAAAGUGGAAAGUCUCACCGGAGACCACCAUUUUGAUAUCUUCCUGCCGUUUGUCUUAGACAUGCCAAUCUGUAUGUCAGCCGUUAUCAUUAACAAAUGUAUAGGUAGACGAUGGUGUAUGUUCCUCUACGCUGUAUCAUCAGGUUUCAGCAUGUUCUGUGUGCUAAUUUUACAUAUGAUGGGCGAUCUCCAUAAAUAUCCUUACAUGAUGACUGCCCUGGCUGCCUUCAGCAAGAUGGGUGUGGCCACAGCACUGUCGCUAUUAACACUAAUCACUGUCGAAGCUUACCCAACCGUUAUUAGGUAAGUGACAACUGAUUUCAUCAUCGUUUUAUACAUCGACUAAAUGGCUUCGAUUUUUGGCACAAAGCGAGCAGUGUUUUGCGGGGAGGGGGCUAAUCGAUUAUAUCGAUUAUAUCGAUUAUAUCGCCCACAGUAUUUGACUGGUUCUUAUUUCAUCGUAUCCGAAAGGGAAAAACGGACGAAAUGCUUCUAAGCAAUUUUUCCGGCGUGCUAACAAUUCUGCCAGCUCACCGCCUU